This is a messenger RNA of Hibiscus syriacus, 1554 nucleotides long. Its product is annotated as probable flavin-containing monooxygenase 1. The coding region runs from base 1 to 1554 and encodes 517 amino acids. Gene Ontology annotation, molecular function: flavin adenine dinucleotide binding; N,N-dimethylaniline monooxygenase activity; NADP binding. The transcript has 5 exons. Lineage: Eukaryota; Viridiplantae; Streptophyta; Magnoliopsida; Malvales; Malvaceae. The record is from RefSeq and is a predicted model, not a curated record.
AUGGGGAGGGACAAGAGGAUAGCGAUCAUAGGCGCUGGAAUUAGCGGCCUAUUGGCGUGUAAAUAUGCUCUAGGAAAAGGUUUUAGUCCCAUCGUGUUUGAAGCAAGGAGUGGCCUUGGCGGGGUUUGGUCACAAACAAUAGAGUCUACUAAGCUACAAACGCCCAAAGAUUUCUACCAGUUCUCUGAUUUCUCAUGGCCCCCUGCAGUGCAAGGGACUUACCCUGAUCACACUGACGUGCUCGAAUACCUCCAAGCUUACGCUGUUCGCUUUGACAUCCUUCCUAGGAUCAAGUUCAACUCCAAGGUAACCUCCAUCGAUUACGUCACAUCCUCUGCUGCAGAUUUGUUUUCUUGGAACUUGUGGGGUGGUUCCGGAGAGCCAUUUUCUCCAUCCGGUAAAUGGCAUCUAACUGUACGAAAUGCCCGGAAUCCAUCUGCUUCUGCUCAGGUGUACCAAGUGGAUUUUGUGAUUCUUUGCAUAGGAAGAUACAGUGACUUGCCGAACAUUCCUGAUUUUCCAUUGAACAAAGGACCGGAAGUACUCGACGGAAAGGUGUUGCAUUCCAUGGAGUAUGCUGCAAUGGAUGACGAUGUUGCCACCGAAUUGAUCAAAGAAAAGCGAGUGACGGUCAUUGGAUUUCAGAAAUCAGCAGUGGAUAUAGCAGCAGAAGUUGCUACUAAAAAUGGAGCAAGUCACCCUUGUACGCUGCUGUUCAAGACCGCCCACUGGACCGUUCCCGAACAUUUACUCUCAUUUGUGUUUCGAGGUUUGAACCGCUUCACCGAGUUAAUGGUUCACAAGCCAGGUGAAGGUCUCUUCAUCUGGCUCCUAGCCGUGUUUCUUUCACCUCUGCUCUGGAUAUUUUCGACAUCAACGGAGUGCUACCUCCAGUGUGUUUAUCCAUUAAGGAAAUACAACAUGGUACCGGCCCAUAAAUUCCUCAAACAAAUUUCUUCAUGCAAGUUCACAGUUCUGCCAGCCAAUUUCUAUGACAGAGUAAAAGAUGGUAGCCUUUACCUGAAGAGAUCGCAAAGCUUCAGCUUCUGUAAAAAUGGUUUAAUGGUACAAGGAGAGACUAGGCCUCUGCAGUCCGAUAUCGUAAUUUUCGCUACUGGAUACAAGAGUGAAGAGAAGUUUAAGAACAUUUUCAGAUCAAAUUUCUUCCGCAAAUGCAUUUCUGGGUCAUCGGCCCCUUUCUACAGGGAAUGCAUUCAUCCUCGAAUUCCACAGCUAGCAAUACUUGGAUAUGUGGAUAGUCCUUCGAUUUUGUAUUCCACUGAAAUGAGAAGCAAGUGGUUAGCGAGUUUCCUUGCCGGAAAAUUCAGGUUACCGACGAUAAGCAAGAUGGAAGAGGAUGUUAUGGAGUGGGAUAAAUGCAAGACAAGUGAUGCGAAAGAGAGCCAUGGAAAGUCUUGCGUGAGUACAUUACUCCAAAUAUACUUUAAUGAUCAACUAUGCAAAGACAUGGGAUGCAAUUCUAGAAGGAAAAGCGGGUUUCUUGCAGAGCUUUUUGAAGCUUAUUGUCCUCACGACUAUAAAGCCGUAUCUUAA